Molecule: messenger RNA, 1757 nt
Organism: Dalotia coriaria
Lineage: Eukaryota; Metazoa; Arthropoda; Insecta; Coleoptera; Staphylinidae
Product: tubulin alpha chain-like
Exons: 8
Coding region: 192-1544 (450 amino acids)
Biological process (GO): microtubule cytoskeleton organization; mitotic cell cycle
Cellular component (GO): microtubule; cytoplasm
Molecular function (GO): structural constituent of cytoskeleton; GTP binding
Source: RefSeq, a predicted model, not a curated record
CGCAUUGAAAUACUCGGUACGCUACUCAUUCCGCUUCAGUCCGAGCUCACAGGUGCCUCAUUACCGACAUCAGAGUAGAGCUGCGACGAACUACAAACUGUGAACUACUGGCACACCAUAUUUCAACGCGAUAUUUAAGUUAAAAUUUAUUAAAACAACGCGAUUUCAUCAAUUCAUCUCAUUUAUCAAUCAUGAGGGAAUGUAUUUCUGUGCAUAUUGGUCAGGCUGGUGUUCAAAUUGGCAAUGCAUGCUGGGAAUUAUACUGCCUUGAACAUGGCAUUCAACCUGAUGGUCAAAUGCCCUCCGAUAAAACCAUCGGAGGCGGCGAUGACAGCUUCAAUACGUUUUUCAGUGAAACCGGCACAGGAAAACACGUCCCAAGGGCGGUUUUCGUUGAUUUGGAACCUACAGUCGUAGACGAGGUAAGGACUGGUACUUACCGUCAAUUAUUCCACCCGGAGCAAUUGAUCACUGGCAAAGAAGAUGCGGCCAACAAUUACGCUCGAGGUCAUUACACCAUUGGGAAGGAAAUUGUGGAUCUUGUCCUGGAUCGCAUCCGGAAGCUAGCGGAUCAAUGCACUGGCCUACAAGGAUUUUUGGUAUUUCAUUCGUUUGGCGGUGGUACCGGAUCAGGUUUCACAAGUCUCUUGAUGGAACGUUUGAGUGUCGAUUAUGGCAAAAAGUCCAAACUGGAAUUUUCCAUCUAUCCAGCUCCACAAGUUUCUACUUCGGUUGUCGAGCCGUAUAAUUCCGUGUUGACCACGCAUACAACGCUCGAACAUUCUGAUUGUUCUUUCAUGGUGGACAACGAAGCGAUCUAUGAUAUUUGCCGUCGUAAUUUGGACAUUGAGCGUCCUACUUAUACCAACCUGAAUCGUCUAAUUGGACAGAUUGUUUCAUCAAUUACUGCUUCUUUGCGUUUUGACGGAGCUCUCAAUGUGGAUCUAACUGAAUUCCAAACCAAUUUGGUGCCAUAUCCACGUAUUCAUUUUCCUUUGGCUACGUAUGCUCCGGUGAUUUCUGCCGAGAAAGCUUAUCAUGAACAAUUGAGUGUUUCGGAGAUUACCAACGCUUGUUUUGAACCAGCUAACCAGAUGGUUAAGUGUGAUCCACGUCUUGGGAAAUAUAUGGCAUGUUGUAUGUUAUACAGGGGUGAUGUGGUUCCGAAAGAUGUCAACGCUGCCAUUGCCGCCAUUAAAACAAAGCGCUCUAUUCAAUUCGUCGAUUGGUGUCCCACAGGAUUCAAAGUUGGUAUUAACUAUCAACCACCAACGGUUGUUCCAGGUGGAGAUCUUGCUAAAGUCCAACGUGCUGUUUGUAUGUUGUCCAAUACCACAGCCAUAGCUGAUGCCUGGGCAAGGUUGGAUCAUAAAUUUGAUCUUAUGUACGCCAAACGUGCAUUUGUCCAUUGGUAUGUUGGUGAAGGAAUGGAAGAAGGUGAAUUCUCAGAAGCCCGCGAAGAUUUAGCCGCAUUAGAGAAGGAUUAUGAAGAAGUCGCUGCUGAUUCUCUGGAAGGUGAAGGAGAUGAAGGAGACGAGUAUUAAUUUCCCACUAAAAACUCUUCACUUCUUCACUGAUUUGAAUACAAUCAGCACGCACAAAUGAAUACUCGUAGAGAACGGCGACAUAUUAAAACUUUUAUAGAUGCUAAACGUUGACUUUAAUUAUUAUGGUUGUAUUUGAAAGUGCACUUACCUUUGCUUGUAACCCAUGACUAUUUAUACAUCAUAAAUAUACAUAUUAUAGAAAUAUUAAAA